CUCAGUGGGAAUCCAGAGAUGAACAGGAAGCAACAAAAGGCGUUGAAGCUGUUAUUGUGGAUACUGGCACUCACUCUGGCGGUUUACAUAGCGGGACGACCCUUAUAUUGGCAACUCAGCGAAGGUUUUGCCGCCGUUCGCCGCGACGCCUCUCCUUCUUCCUGUCCUCCUUGUCCCUGCGAUUGCUCUCUUGAACCCCUUCUUUCUCUUCCCGACGGAUUCAACAACUCCAUUAUAGAUUGCAUGAGACAAGAUCCAGAGGUGAGCGAAGAGAUGCAGAAGGGUUUUUUGGAUCUGUUGUCAGAAGAAGUGAAGUUAAAGGAAGCUGAAGCUCUGGAAAAACAUCAGCGAGCUGACAUGGCUCUUUUAGAGGCUAAGAAGGUGGCAUCGCAGUAUCAAAAGGAGGCUGACAAGUGCAAUUCAGGGAUGGAGACAUGUGAGGAGGCAAGGGAAAAGGCAGAAGAAGCACUUGAAGAUCAGAGGAAAAUAACUGCUUUGUGGGAGCUCAGGGCUCGCCAAAGAGGAUGGAGUCCACAUUAGGAUAGGGCAGCGCUCUUUCAUCUGAGUAAAAGUAUCAUCAUCCAACAUCUUUAUUGUUAGUUUUUUUCAUUAUGAUCUCAUACAUUGAUUCUUUUUAGCGGUUCCUCGGUAUUAGUUACUAAGAAGCAAUUUCCCAUGAAAAUUCCAGUUUCAGACUGCUUGGCUUUGUUCUUAAUCAGCCUAGCACUUCUCUAGGGUCAAUGCAGAAACGUCAUCAUCUUCCUGAUGAGGCUUGAACCUCAACUUUCACUUCCAUGACCGUGCUUUAAGAUUUGAGUUGAGAAUAAUAAAA
Messenger RNA from Neltuma alba, 832 nucleotides. RefSeq lists its product as uncharacterized. The transcript is spliced from 3 exons. The record is from RefSeq and is a predicted model, not a curated record. NCBI's taxonomy places the organism in Eukaryota, Viridiplantae, Streptophyta, Magnoliopsida, Fabales, Fabaceae. The coding region runs from base 19 to 540 and encodes 173 amino acids.